AUGGAUAAAGAUAAAGGAAGUUCACGAAAAAGAUACAGACUAGCAAGUGAUAUCUCUGAGUCUGAAUCAAAAAAAGAGAUUGAAAUAACAACUAUUACAGUAACAGAUACUUUCAACUCACAAAUUUUAUCUAUUACGUGUCCAAAAAUAAAUCAAGACAAUAUAACUAUUAUAACAGCAGAUACUUCUAAUUCACAAAUUUCAACUAUUACGCAUCCCAAAUCCAACCGAAAUAAUGUAUUAAGAACUAAAGUCAAACCACAGCAAUUUUCUAAAGUAUGGGAUUACUUUAUUAAAGGAGUGGAAAGAAGUAAUGGAUAUUAUGAAGCUAAAUGCAAUUAUUAUGAAAAAAACUGGGCAAGAGGAAAACCAGUAAAGUUAGAGGCACAUUUAGCUAAUGAAUAUGCUAGUUCUCCAGAUGAUAUAUCACGAUAUUGGCAAGAUAAAGUAGCUAAAAGAGAUCCAAAUUACCAUCGAAUGUCAAAGAAAUCUGUUUUGCCAACUUCAGCAUCACAAAUAAUAAUAAUAUCUCAUUAUAUCUCUGACCGCCCAUUGUCAAAUACAACUAUUAAUUGA
Messenger RNA from Ambispora leptoticha, 576 nucleotides. NCBI's taxonomy places the organism in Eukaryota, Fungi, Glomeromycota, Glomeromycetes, Archaeosporales, Ambisporaceae. The record is from the annotation of a GenBank genome assembly.